This is a messenger RNA of Geodia barretti, 381 nucleotides long. Lineage: Eukaryota; Metazoa; Porifera; Demospongiae; Tetractinellida; Geodiidae. The record is from the annotation of a GenBank genome assembly.
AUGCCCUUCAAACCUCUCUCAACGAGAAAAACCGAUGUCCUGCGAACAUCGCUCAACGAAAAAACCGAUGCCCUUCAAACCUCUCUCAGCGAGAAAACCGAUGCCCUGCGAACCUCUCUCAACGAGAAAACCGAUGCCCUUCAAACCUCUCUCAACGAGAAAACCGAUGCCCUUCAGACCAACCUCAGCGAGAAAACCGAUGCCCUGCAAACCUCUUUGAACGAACUUUCCAAAACCGUUGCGGAUAUGCAACUCCAGAUGCAGCGCAACCACUACCAACUGAUGAUGGCCAUACUCUCCCACAGUCACCGUUCAGACGGACGACCAACGUUCGACCUUCCACCCGAUUUCGAGCCGACGCCCGGCGACACCGUUGAAUAA